AUGCCUCCGGGCAGGUGGUAUGCCGUCCAUCCAGCGCAGGCCCGGGCUUCCAGGGAGCGAGCACGCCUUCAGCUGGUGAAGAAGGAGGAAGAGGAUGAAGGCUACGCUGCGGUGCAGGCUCCUAGGCCCCAGACACUCAACCUUGCUGGCCAGGAGCUGUUCCGCCAGCUCUUCAGGCAGCUUCGCUACCACGAGUCUCCCGGGCCCCUGGAGACCCUGAGCCGGCUCCGGGAGCUCUGCCGCUGGUGGCUGAGGCCCGACGUGCUCUCCAAGGCCCAGAUCCUGGAGCUGCUGGUGCUGGAGCAGUUCCUGAGCAUCCUGCCCGGCGAGCUCCGCACCUGGGUGCUGCUGCACCGCCCCGAGAGCGGCGGGAAGGCGGCGGCCCUGCUGGAGGAGCUGUGCAGAGACCUCAGGGGGGCACCGUGGACGGACCCAGCCCCUGCCCAGAGCCCAGAUGUACAGUGGAUGGGCACAGGAGCCCUACGAGCCGCCCAGAAAUGGCCCUCUGCUUCACCUCCCACGAGCGGCUCUGCCCCGGGGCACCGCCUGGAGCCUUCCCAUGAAACAGGCGUGCGUGACCUCCCGGCUGGGCCAUCCGAUACUCCCGCUGCCCAGGCGCCUGCCCUUCCCCGGGAAGAGGGCUGCCCAGGAGACCAGCCUCAGGAGGCUCUGACUUUCAAGGACGUGGAGGUGACCUUCUCCCAGGAUGAGUGGGGGUGGCUGAGCCCUGCUCAGAGGAACCUCUACCGGGAUGUGAUGCUGGAAAACUACGGGACCUUGGCUUCCCUGGUGGGGCCACUCGACAAACCUGCUCUGAUCUCUUGGUUGGAGGCAAGGGAGCCGUGGGGCCUGAAUGUCCAGAGAGCCCAGCCUAAGGCGAAGCCAGGUGCUGCCCCGGCAGGAGGGGAGCUCCAGAUCAGAUCCAGCAAGCUCAUCUUGAACUCCAAGCCUUUGGAAGAAGCUCAGGCCUUAGCCGUGUCCUCAGGAUGCCGUGUGAUGAGUGUUUCUGAGGAGACGGGGCCCCGAGAGCCCGUGGAACAGAAGAGCCCACCGCAGAAGGGAAGUGGCGGUCCCACACACGUGGGCGCCAAGAGAAGAGAGGCCGGUCUCGGUGGCAGCACGGGAAAGGAACCGGAAGACUCGGCAGGCGGUAACGGUGUCAGCCUCAGACACGCGGUGUUUUUCCGAGUCCCCAGGAGAAGAAAGAAGCACGGCCGCGGCCGGCACUUCAGAGGCAGCUCGUACCGCUGUGACCACAAGGAGUUCGGGAAAGGCCUGAGGCUCACGCUCAGCGGGUUUAACCUGCACCAGAGGCUCCACGCCGGCCGGAUCGCCCCCUCGGAGGAGGCGCGGGGGGAGGACUCGGGCCUCAGCCCGGCGGGGGCUUUCUACGGGUGCGCCGAGUGUGGCAGGACCUUCAGCCGCAGCUCCUACCUCGAAUGCCACCGGAGACUUCACACCAAGGAGAAGCCGUUCAAAUGCCGGGUGUGCGGGAGGGCCUUCCGGUGGAGCUCCAACCGUGCGCGGCACGAGCGGAUCCACACCGGCCUGAAGCCUUACAAGUGCAGCCUGUGCGGCAAGGCGUUCCAGCGCCUGUACGCCUACCACCUGCACCAGGAGUCCCACGCCAACCAGCUGUACCUCAAAGCCAGGCGGUGCCAGGAGGCGCUCGCCUGCGGCCCCUGGCUGGGCCGCCACGUGCAGGAGCGGAGCGGGGAGAAGCGCUUCGACUGCAGCCAGUGCAGGAAGUCGUUCCGCUGCAAGUCCUAUAUCCUCCAGCACCAGAGGAUCCACACCCAGGAGAAGCCCUACAAAUGUCCCGAGUGCAGGAAGGCCUUCCGGUGGAGCUCCAACUUCUCCCGGCACCUGAGGAUGCACCAGGAGGAGAAGCUCUGCCACCCCGCAGACCGGGGCAGCGGAGGCCCGAGGGAGGCCCCGGGCCGCAGCCAGCCCCAGAGCGAGCCGCCCGCGGAGGGGGCGUUCCCGGGCCAGCCGUGUGGGCAGCCGUUCACCGGGCAGAAAGCUCUCCCGACCCACCAGAGCCCCGACGCGGGCGAGGAGCCGGGCCCGGGCGGGGAAGGCGGGAAGGAGGUCACGCACAGGCCCAAGCUGAUCGUGCGGAGGAGGCAGCGGGCCCCGGACGGGAGCCCCGAGGACCCAGCCCCCGGCAGCCAGGACCCGGCGCCCCAAGCCCCUCCGGGCAGCCCGGCCUCCGACAGGCCCUUCCGGUGCGGCCAGUGCGGGAAAGGCUUCCAGAACCACUCCUUCCUCUGCAUCCACCAGCGGGUGCACACCAGGGAGAGGCCGUACCAGUGCAGGGACUGCGGGAAGGCGUUCCGGUGGAGCUCCAACCUCUCCCGCCACCAGAGGAGCCACUCGCUGGGCAAGCGCAUCGCCUACUACACCUCGAUCGCGCAGGCCCAGGCCCUGGAGGCCGAGAGGAAGGCCUUCCGCUGCCAGGAGUGCGGGAAGAGCUUCACCCGGAAAAGGAGCCUCUUGGACCACGAGGGGAUCCACAGCGGGGAGAGGCGCUACAAGUGCAGCCUGUGCGAGAAGUCCUUCGAUCGCAAGUACCGCCUGCUGAACCACCAGAGGACCCACGCGCAGGACAAGUGCGGGAAGGACUUCCUGGCCACGCACAGCCUCUGCGUCCGCCAGAGGAGGCAGCCCCGCGCGGCACCGGCGCCGGCGGAAGGCAGCCCGGCCGGGCCGUCCUCCCCGGGGGACAGCGGGCUGAGCCUGCAGGCGCUGGCCUGGGGCGGGGAGCGGGCCUCCGGGCCCGGCGCCCCCCAGGACUGCUCCGAGGCCAAGAAGCGCCACGAGUGCGGCACGUGCGGGAAGGCCUUCGGCAAGAUCUCCCAGCUCAUCAGCCACCGGCGCUUCCACACCCGCGAGCGGCCCUUCCAGUGCACCCGGUGCGGGAAGACCUUCCGCUGGGCCUCCAACCUGGCCAGGCACACGAAAGGCCACGUCGGCGAUUAG
This is a messenger RNA of Pipistrellus nathusii (Nathusius's pipistrelle), 2982 nucleotides long. NCBI's taxonomy places the organism in Eukaryota, Metazoa, Chordata, Mammalia, Chiroptera, Vespertilionidae. The record is from the annotation of a GenBank genome assembly.